This is a messenger RNA of Mercurialis annua (annual mercury), 4856 nucleotides long. RefSeq lists its product as uncharacterized. Bases 84 to 4445 code for a protein of 1453 amino acids. The record is from RefSeq and is a predicted model, not a curated record. Gene Ontology annotation, molecular function: DNA binding. NCBI's taxonomy places the organism in Eukaryota, Viridiplantae, Streptophyta, Magnoliopsida, Malpighiales, Euphorbiaceae. The transcript has 6 exons.
AAGUCAAAAUAAAAUUGCAGAACUUCGAAAGAAGAGCCACUUCUUCAAACACUUAACAUCUAAUUCGUUUCCUCCUCCAUGUCAUGGCGACCGCCGCCGUCUCCUCCAACCAUCAGGAUACCCUCAUCAACCAACUUCACUCAGAAUCGCUUCCUCAAGUAGAUCUCCGCCUUCUCUCUCAAUCCGAACUCCUCUCCCUCUCCUUCUGCUGCUCCUCCUCCUCUUUAAACAACCACCGGCAAAUCGAAGCUGACGUGGCAACUCUCAAAAUCGAUCGCUCCGUUUUCAACGAAUCCGCCGGUAGUCGUAAGCAAACUUUCUAUAAACUCCGGUUAGCUCCUCGAAACAGUAACUCAGUUUUUUCUCCUUCCCCGUCUUCUUCAAUUAGACCUCACAAAAACUUUGAAGUGCCACUAGAUGAAGAUAAUUCAGAGAUUGUUGGCCUUCUCAGGUCUCUGUUUGGCUGUAAGUCUGAGUCAACUGAGAAUGAGAAGGAGAAUUGUAAUUCUGUUGAUAAUAGUAACCUAGUUUCCGAUGUUAACCUAAUGGCUGUUCCUAUUGCUUAUAAUGAAUCUUUUGAAGAAGCUUUAAAGAACUUAGAUGUGGCGAAAUAUGGCGAAGAAGCAAUGAAGCAAUCUGUUGCAACUGAUUCUACUAGUAGUAAUAAGAGGAAGAGAGGUAGACCACGAAUUAGUACUGUCAACGGUAAUGUGAAAGUCAAUGAGAAUGUUAUAGGGGAGCAGCAGAACCAGGUCUCGGUUGUUACUGAUUCUAAGAGGAAGCGAGGCAGGCCGCGAAAAGAUUCGAGCACUUUAGAUGUUACCAAUACUAUUAAUGUGAAUAUGAAUCAGGAGAGGCCGGUCAUUGUUGUCGAGAAGGAGGUAACUCUCGCUGAUACUGAUUCUUUGGCUAAAGAAAGCAGCAUGCUGAAAAAUUCUAGCAAUUUAGAUGCUGAUAAUGAUAAGAUGGGCGUGAAUGUGAAUGUGAAUGAGGACGUGCAAGUCGUUGUGGUAAUGAAUGAGGUUGAGAGUGGGAAGAAUGAGGUUGAGAGUGGGAAGAAUGAGGUUGAUAGUGGAAAAAAGGAGGUUGAUAGUGGAAAGAAGGAGGUUCAGAGUGUAAAGAAGGUGGUUGAGAAUGGAAAGAAGGUGGAGUCGGGUGGUGGCGUAGAGGAUUGGUAUGGUGGAGAGUUGAGGAAAAGGACAAUGGGUAUGCAGACGCAGGCAGAGGUGUUUGGGGCUUUAGAGGGACUGGAAGGAGAAUGGAUGAGCAAAAGGAAGAAGAGGAAAAUUGUUGAUGCAAGUCUGCUUGGGGACGCGUUACCAAGAGGCUGGAAGCUCAUGCUUUCUAAUAAGAGGAGAGCUAGUUAUUUCUGGUUGGAUUGUACUGGAUAUAUAAGCCCUAAUGGACAGCAGUUUAUGUCCUGCAAGGAAGUUUCGUCGUAUUUGCUUUCCAAAGAAGUUCAAGAUGCAAACCAAACAAGUUUUGGCCAUGUUGACGGUCACAUUCAGUCAACGAACGUAAUAUCUUUUGAAAAUGCUGCUGAUUCCACCAUUAAAUAUGACAAGAUUGGGGAUGAUCUUAUAUCUCGUUCAGCUUUGCCUGUUUCUGAUUCCGUUAAUCAUGAGAAGACACAAACAAGUUUUGGCCAUGUUGACGGCCACAUUCAGUCAACAAACAUAAUAUCUUUUGAAAAUGCUGCUGAUUCCACCAUUAAAUAUGACAAGAAUGGGGAUGAUCUUAUAUCCCGUUCAGCUUUGCCUGUUCCUGAUUCCGUUAAGCAUGAGAAGCCACCUACAACUCUGAUGGAAGGAAUUCCCAGCCAGGUCCAAACAAUAGAGAAAUAUAAAUGCCAUAAAUGCACCAUGGAGUACAAAGAAUCAGAUGAAUUGCUGCAACACUUGCUUUCAUUUCAUCGGAGGGAAUCAAAAAAGAUUAGGCAAGAAUCAUCCAUGCAUGAAGAGGCAAUAAUAAAAAAUGGAAAAUAUGAAUGCCAAUUUUGUCUAAAAACUUUUGAAGGAAGGCAUUGUUAUAACGUCCAUCUUGGUAAUCACAUCAAAGACUAUUUUAAGAGAUUUGAAGCUUCAGGUGGACUCACGAUUCAAAGGAGCACAGUAUCACCAGCAAUAGCUGUUCAUUCUAAUGUUCUGGAGAUGCAAGUAUCAAAUGAACUUAUUACAGGUUCUGUUGCUACACAUUCAUGCAAUCAAACUAAUGCUGAAAUAAGAUCUGAUGUUCCAAGUUGUGAAUUAAAAGAAAAUUCUAAGGUAGAAGAAUCUUCUUCGGCUAAGAAGGAUAUAGUUUUUAGCAUGACCAAUGAUUAUUCAAAGAAGAUUAAUGAAGCUACUGAAUUUGCUGCUGUUGAACUUAAUGUUUGCUCAGGUUAUGAGUCAGUCUUGUCAAAAAAUGAGAAUUCUUCUACUAGUAAGUUUUCCUAUGAAACGGCUAUUCGCAAGUCCAACAAUGACCAACUGAAGAACAUAGGCAACCAGGAAGAUUGUUCACAGAACUGCUUACUUGCUGCUGUUGAAAGGAGCCCAACAGGUGCAGCUCUCAACAAUGAGGAUCAGGCAAUCUCAAAUUCAAUAGAUAAACAUGACCCAGAGAGAGAAUUACCUGUUGUGAGUUUCAAAGAAAAUUCAUUGGGUGGUGAAAAUGUUAAUGAUAAACUUCUAUGCAGCACAAUAGAUGGCAUGAAAUUAGAUAAGAAGGGUUUUGGCAUGAAAGAAAAACUGAGAACUGUUUCCGGAUAUUCUGCACUCCAAAAGGGUGUUACUGCUAACAUGAAGGAGCAAAGAAGUUCGGAAGGGUCUUCAUUUGUUUCACGUGGCAGUGAGCGAAGAUAUAGUUCUUUGAAUAAUGUGGAUGGGCUUUCAACUUCCAUGGCAUUGGAGAUGACCCAUGAAAGAGGUUCAAAAGAGGAUUUAUCAUUAUUUUUAGAUCAGAAGACAUGUCUCUGGAAUGGUAAAGUGAACCAAGUUACUACUAGCUCAGUAGCUGAUUCUGGAUUUUAUGAACUGUGCAAGUCCAGGAAUGAUGUGCAAACAGUUGGUUGUAAUAACAACAGAACUUUAACAGUUGAGGAUACUGUGACUAGACGUGAACCAGAAAGUAGUUUAGAAAGCUGCGCUGUGACUGAAUCCUGGAAUGAGCAUUCUGGUUUGGCUAAAAAUGCUACAAAUGCGACUCCCAGAAGCUCAAGAAAGAAAUUCUGGCAAGAGAAGGAAUCUAACGGCAGCCAGCUCACCUUGUUUGGUGGUUCGCAGUCUUUUGGCUUUGAAAAUAAUGCAGUUAAGGUUCCUAAUUGUGGAUCAGGGUUCGCCAAUCAUGAUGAAGUUCAGUACUCUAAGAACAGAGGGUUUAGCAAAGGUGAUAAUCUAGCUGUGGGUUCUGGAGCUAAUGUUAAGCUGGAAAGAAAUGCUAACAAUUUUCUUCUUGGUCCAUCUAGUAAUGAGCGAACAUUUUCAAUGGAGGAUAAAGAAGUCUUAAUGGGCACAUCAGAUUACCUCCUACAGGAUAGAAAGUUCGAAGGACAAUCUUGCAAUGUGCAAAAACUUAAUAAUGAGAAUAAUGUGAAUAUGAUAUCUUUUCUUACAAUGGAUCAACGUAAAAAUAAGGAAGUUCAAAGCUCAUGUGCUGGUGAGCCACGCCUUGCUUUUCACCAUAGUCAUAUGCAACAGAAUGUUGAUAUUGGGAAAAACACAAUGGAAACAAAUUGUUUGAAGGGUUCCUCCCGUUUAAAUUAUGGUAAUCAACAGAAAUCUGUUAUGGAAGAUAAUAAAACUGGUCUGUAUAGCAGUACUCUGGAUGAGUUGAAAAGAGCUUCUAUAGAGAGCUUAUUUGGUCCCUCUUGUGGUGAGCAAGACUUCAAUGUUGAGAGUAACUUGAACAUGGGAUUGGCAGGCCAAUCUCAAGAGAAGCCCAAGUUGGAGGACAUAUAUCUCAGUAAGAAUGAACCAGCAAUUGGUUUUAGUAGUCAUCCUCAAGCUAGGGAGAAUGCUACAUGUGAAUUUAUGUGGAGAACUGAUGAAGACCUUCUUAGUAGUUUUGCCGAUACAUCAUCAGGCUGUUUUCCCACAUACGAUAUAAUGUCAGAUAAGGCCGAAAGCGACCUCUUCAGUGAGAAGUUUAGUGGCAUAUCAGGUUUUGAAGGGUUGAGAUCAGGAGGCAUGGAAAAUAUGGAAUAUAAUUUUAUGACUCCUCAUUUAGACAAGUCAAAAGCCUUCUCAUAUGGUGCUGAUAUAGGUGAAGGGCUCGACUCUUCUGUUUGGGUUGAGAAGCCUUUGUUACCAAAGACGACAAGCAGGCGUUAUGUUCGUACUUUUUGUGUCUGGUGCCGAAAUGAGUUCUGCUAUGAGACUUUUGAAUCUGAAGCUCAAGUAAGCUCUUCGGGACUUUCAUGUGCAGCCUGCAAGGCGAAGUUCUCAGGUCAAUUUAAUUUGUUGUAGACCAUAAGGGGCACAUGGCUCUCGUAUCUCUAAAUUUGGAUGGAGGAAAGCAGCUCCACAUGGGAUAAUGUAACCGGGGCGUGGGAUCUGUGAUUAGCAAGAGGCUGGUCUUGAAGGUCUGGUAUGGCUCCUUUGUCUAAUACUAAUUUUUGUGUUCCAUUUCUAUAUUAUCUUGUGAAGGGUCACACCUUUUGACAAUCACAAGACAGGAACAGAUAAAAACCUUUAUUGGAUGACUAAACUAAUUAAUAUGGAUAGCGUGCAUUGUAUGACCCUUGUUGGCUUUUCCAGCUCAUUAUUGUAGGUCAACUUUUAUUUUCUGCUGGUAGUAUUGCUGCUUUGCUUUAUUGUAUGUGCCUAGACAUUUGUGGCUUAGCAGUUGAAUCAAUUCGUCACUAUUUUUGUUUGUUA